UUAUAAAUUAGGAGAAGAAAGUGCCUAUACCCGUACUUAUCCCAGAGGAAGAAUUGAGCUCUAGAUGUAUAGGAAAAUGGCUUCCGGCCGUCGCCCUGUCUGCCUUCUCUCCUUGCUCUUCCUCUUCCUCUUCCUCUUCUUCUCGCCUGCCCUUUCGGCCGGCCGCUGCAACCCGGACGACAUGGCCGCCCUCCUCGACAUCAAGAAGGCCAUGGGCACCCCCUACGUGCUCAUCUCAUGGGACCCCAAGGUCGACUGCUGCAGCUGGCUCACCGUCACCUGCGACCCCAAGACCAACCGCAUCUCCCAGCUCGAAAUCUUCGCCGGCAACGUCUCCGGCACCAUCUCCCCUUCGGUGGGAAAGCUCACGGCCCUCACGCAGCUCACAAUGCGGAAGCUCACCGGCCUCACCGGCCCCAUCCCCCCGGCCAUCUGCGCCCUCACCCGCCUCACCCUCCUAAGCCUCGACUGGAACCAGCUGUCCGGUCCCAUCCCCGCCUGCCUCUCGAGCCUCCGAGCCCUUACCUACCUCGAUCUCUCCUUCAACCAGUUGAGCGGCCCGAUUCCGCCUAGCCUGGCUCAGCUCCCCAAGCUCAGCGCCCUCCACCUGGACCGCAACCAACUCACCGGGCAGAUCCCCGACUCCUUCGGCCGCUUCCGGGGAUCGGUGCCGGACCUCUACCUCUCCCACAACAACCUUUCCGGUCAGAUCCCGGAGUCGCUAGGCGCCAUGAACUUCGUCAACAUUGACCUGUCGAGGAACAGGUUCGAAGGUAACGCCUCGUGGCUGUUUGGGUCGUGGAAGUCCACCCAAGUUCUGGACAUCUCCCGGAAUCUCUACCUCAGCUUCGAUUUCUCGAACGUCAGCUUCCCCAGUACGCUAACGACGCUGCACAUCGAGCACAACGAGAUCUAUGGUGUCAUCCCCAACAGUAUCCUAAAGCUCACGAAUCUUCAGGAGCUCAACGUCAGCUACAACCGGCUGCACGGCUGGAUCCCCCAAGGACCCAUCAUGAAGAAGUUCGACGAGUACUCCUUCUCCCACACCAACGGCCUCUGCGGGCCUCCAUUAACUGGCUGUUCUGGAUAGUCUGACAUCCCUUUUUGUCCCUGAAAAGUUGCAGAGAAAAAAGAGAAGAUGAACUGCCGAUCUGAGUGCCCCUUCUCUCGCAGAGUGAACGAAUCUGUUUGUGUAAUGAAUAAAGCCAAUGUGGAAUAUUAUAUUUUGACGUAAUGAACUUAAGUGUUCCCAA
Molecule: messenger RNA, 1253 nt
Organism: Nymphaea colorata (pocket water lily)
Lineage: Eukaryota; Viridiplantae; Streptophyta; Magnoliopsida; Nymphaeales; Nymphaeaceae
Product: polygalacturonase inhibitor-like
Exons: 1
Coding region: 65-1090 (341 amino acids)
Molecular function (GO): protein binding
Source: RefSeq, a predicted model, not a curated record